AUGUUGAGCCUGCCGCCCAGUUCCUCUAGGCACAGGAGCAAGACAGACUUAACACCUGCCCUGAAUCCCCCUCCUCAAAGCAGGCCACCCACUGCCCAGGCUGAGCUUCCUCAGUCAUCUUCCAGCUCACCAGCCAAGCUGUUUCAGUUUGCUGCAUGCCCUCCUGCUGUUAAACCAGACGUGACUCCAAGUUCAACUCCUGAGCCUCAGACACGGCCAGAAACCAGAAGUCCGCUGUCUCUCCCCUUGCUUUCCUCACCAUCUGGUGCUCGCACUGGACCUGUGAAGACAGGUAGGAGGGUGUUUGUGUUGGACCACAAGCGCUGGCCAACCCCUAUGAAAAAGGCUAUUGACGACCUGCUUAAUAAACACCGUGGCCAGAAGGACGUGCUCAAGCUUGUAGACCAGGACUAUGCUGGUCUAGUUCACAACUCCUGUAAAGACCCAAACAGCAUGCUCCACCCAACAGCCAAACUACAUAUUGCACAGUAUUUAAAGCACCUCAGCAAACUGUUAAACACCAGCUCCUCUUUAAACACCAGCCCGGAAAAACUGCAAGAGAGGCAGGAACUCUUGCACUCUCUGACCAAGGGGAGUACGACUACCAGUGUCUAUUGAGAAAAUAGUUAAAAACAUAAUGGACAAGCAGCAGCAACAACAGCCGGAACAAAAAAAGGCACAGACAAAAACGUGUCUUUCCUGUGGCCAGCCAAAGUCGAAGUAUGAGAAUGAUGGUUCUUCCAUCCACUUCUUUUACCAGCAAGGCCCUGUCAGGUAUUUCUACUGCUCCACUAAGGUUUUUAAAGCCUAUGGUGCUGAAGGUCUGACAAACCCAAAAAUACCCUUUAAUGACUCUGC
Messenger RNA from Perca fluviatilis (European perch), 858 nucleotides. RefSeq lists its product as uncharacterized. Bases 1 to 618 code for a protein of 205 amino acids. The transcript has 2 exons. NCBI's taxonomy places the organism in Eukaryota, Metazoa, Chordata, Actinopteri, Perciformes, Percidae. The record is from RefSeq and is a predicted model, not a curated record.